Molecule: messenger RNA, 1365 nt
Organism: Eimeria acervulina
Lineage: Eukaryota; Apicomplexa; Conoidasida; Eucoccidiorida; Eimeriidae
Exons: 1
Coding region: 1-1365 (454 amino acids)
Source: RefSeq, a predicted model, not a curated record
AUGACCGUAUUUUUCGGUUUACCUAAUCGAGGGGGUGUAUGCGCAAGAGCUCGUGUGAGUUUGUGCCUUAUCGUGCUUUUGGGGGGGCCUUUAGGCGUAUCUUCUGAUGUGUGGCUUGAACCGGACUGGAUUGAGGGCACUUCAUCUUCUCGGCGUUCUGUCGGUUCCUUUCCCGGUUCUCAUUCGAGUUUUAUUGGGAACUUUGAGGAGGUAGGAGACGAGGAAGGGUCAAGAAGAGAAGAUAAGCAGAGUUUCGUGGGCAAACACUUCGAUGAUGAGGAUUCUGGGCUUGAAAAGAAGCAUCACAACUACAGAAGCUCCACUACCACCGCCACCCCAACUUCCUGGAGAACUUCUCACGAAGGUUCGCCCCGCACCCCGUCGCCCUUCUCCCUGUGGGACGGACCCGACCUCUUAUUGCCUGAAGAAGUGUGGCUCAGUGACGUCUUCACGACAACAACCACAACUACCACAACGACAACGACGACGACGACGACCACCACCACUACCGAAGGCAUCCCCCUCGAUCCAACAUACCCUACGGAAAUCGUCGAGGUCGAGGAGCCGAGUGAUGCGGACCGCCAGCGGUGCAGGAUGACACUGUCAGUCUCCGAAAUAUCCAAUGGGGAUACUUCUUAUCUGUUUCGGGGCAACUGGGGUGUCUUUAUUGAGAAUGCAAAAACGGUACUUGUUCAGGCUCUCUCAGAGAAAGUGGAGCGGCCGCCCAGUUGGUUUGGCAGUCGUCUUUGGCGCUUUUUCCGGAAUAUGCUGUACCCACCUGUCGAAUUUUACAUAUUUCGUUUGCCUCUUCCAGAUAGGUGCAUUUACCGCCCGAGUGACCCGGUGUCGGGGUCUGCUGCGGUGGAGGAGCCCGAUAAGGUGACGCAGAUUGUUGUGCAGCUGACUCCCAAUGCGAGUGCAACUUUCAGGCCAUCUCUGUCGCCGGCGCCCAUUACGCCUCUCUUCGCUUCUUUUGGGUUGGGGAAACUAAAACACCUGGGGCAGUGUUUAUUCGGUAUGGAGGUCAUUCGCCCUGUGGACCUUGAGGACCUCGUGUUCUCUGCCUCGGCCCUGACAGCUGUUGUCGAGGCACGAGACCCCAACGGGGGCCCCAAUUUGCACCUCGAGACACUGCACAUCCCGUGCAUCUGCAGCCCACAGAGACUCAGCCUCAUCACCUGGUGGGCAGGGACGGGGCCACUCGGCGCCCCAUACGUCUUGUUUUAUGUUGGCUAUGACGGGGUGGGGCCCCACAGGGCUCCCGACCAUGCCUGUCGAGACCAGCGAGUACACAAAGUUCCUCUCGAGGACCUCGAUGGACCUGUCAACUACCUAGAAACGCCUUUCUUUAAAAAGGUGCAAUGA